Owenia fusiformis is the source of this 2425-nucleotide messenger RNA. Lineage: Eukaryota; Metazoa; Annelida; Polychaeta; Sabellida; Oweniidae. The record is from the annotation of a GenBank genome assembly.
CUUUUUCAGUUUAUUUCGAUGUGUGUACUUAAAUCCAUGAAUAUUAUAGCAUGGAUGUUGUUGACAAUUUAAUCUGCUAUAAUCUCAUAGCUUAAAGCAUUUGAUCUACUCGACCAGAAUUAACUUUCAACUUUGUAUUGUUUGAGGCUUGAAUGACUUAUCCUUAGAACUUAUUUACAAGGCGUUACCUGUGUAACAUUUGAUACAGCGCCAACUUGCCUUAACAAGGGAGUGAGAUCAAUCGGUACAUGUAUAAUAUAUUAUAAAUAAGUUGCGAUACAAAUAACAAGCAAUCAUAUCAAGAACAACAAACAAUUUCCAGGUAGGAAGAAUUUAAGAUGAGCAAAGACUUUGUCCAAAAUGAAAUUUAAACAUGUUCAACAUAAUUCAAUAGGAGAUCAGGUUUUGAGUGAAUCUGAAAGACAAGCUGUGAAAUUGAGUGAUGUUCAAAAGAGAAUUGAUGAUAAAGGGAUCUCACAAAUUGUAUUGGAGAGACGUAGAUCAUUGGAUAUGAUCAUACAUGCACAGAAAGAUAUGGAGAAACAUUUAUCAAAAAUAAACCAUCGUAAAGGAGAAAUAAUUCGUGAAAAGUAUGAAGCUCAAGAAUCACAUGGUAAUCGGUUUUAUACUAAAACUGUUGAAGAAACAAUACUUCCAGAAAACAACAGGAUUUGUCUUCCUGCUGAUAAAGCAAAAGCUCUUCUAAGAACCGUUCUUUCCGAUUCACAGGCCCAGAGAGAAAUAAUGCUUAGAGAGACACAACACAGUAAUCAAACUGACAAUCCCUCCAAUCAAGAAUACAAAGAGCUAGAAGAUGCUCCCCUUGAGGAAAGUUCUUCUAAAAUUGGACACAAUGAUGCAGAUGUUCACGACAACAAUAUGGUAAAUUAUAAUGGUGAAACCAACAAUACCAAUAAUGAUAACUGUGGCACAUAUGUUACUCAUAUGACCAAGGAUGACAAGUCAUGCGUGUCUCAACUUACUGAACCAAACAGGCUGACUGUCGAUGAACCAAACAAGGAUGAUGAUAAUGAUUCACAUUAUGAAGUUGUCCACUCACAUGUGCCACAUUCAUUGCCCAGUUACAAACACUUACACCCUGGAAAGAGCCAUAAGAAUGUUCAUGUACACUUUGGUGAUUCGGAAACCAUUGAGAUUAAUACGAUUGAACUCGAGGAGGAUGAUGAUGCACAAAUCAAAGAGGAAAAUUCAACUAAACAUUGUGCAGAAAACUCAAAUAUAACCAGAGCUCAUGUUCCACAUCCACCAAAAGGCAUCCAUGCCCAACAUAAAAGUCGGAUGAAGAAGCAUGGGAGUGACAAUAAAGAUGGACAUUCAGCCAACGAACAAGGUACGCAUCAUCAUAGACUUGGAACUGAGAAUGUUGAGCAUUUGCCUCUUGUACAAGAAGUUCCAAUGAUUCAAAUCAGUCAGACUAAUGAACAACAAAGAAUGGGACAUUUAAACAACCGUAGACUUUCCAUAUCUAAUCCAUCAUCUCCAAAUUUUGACAUGGAUGGUCACGGCUUAGGUCGAAGAAGAAGUGGAACAUGGCCUAAGAAACCAGAAAAUUAUGAUGACCUCAAAAAUCGUGUGCUCCAAAAGAAAACUUUUUCAUUUAGCCCAAAUGCAUCUAAUGAGUCUCUAUCCAGUCAACGGUCUCCGAGAUCUCCAUUAGCCAAUGUGCCUAACCUCAGAACAACUUUAACACCAAGCAUAGUGGACUCGACAGACAGCCUCCAUGGAGAGAGUAAUAGACCUUCUGAAAGAUUAUUAAAUCGCAGAGUUUCUUUACCACUCAAUUCCCUUUCAAGAUGUCAACUUUUACAACCACCUGAGUUAUCUAAGAGAAGGACAUCAAUGUCUUCCUCUGAGAACAUCGACCUGCUCGCUGGCAGCUCAGAAAAACUACAUUCAGCUCAACCAGAUAAACCCCCCUUAACAAGGAAAAAUUCUGCCUCAUUUCAGACAAUGUCAACAUUCUUUAACUCCAUACGAGACAGAAGGAUGAGUGCAGACGAGACAAUGUUAGGAAACGGACAGAUCAAUGUGAAUAAGUCACCAAUUGGUAGCAAAGGCUCAUCAGAGAUGCACAAAUGGUUAGAAAUAGAAUCAAAAGGGCAAUUGAAGAAAAUGACCCAUAAGUCUAAAAAGAAAACUUGACCCUAUUAGGCCUGGAUAGGUGGGACAGAUAUUUUUCUUUCCCUUACAUUUUUUGUAAUUUUUAGAUAUGUUAUCUUGUUAUUGACAUUUUUGAGAAUUGUUUUGUUUUUAGAUAGUUUGUUAUAUCCAAUGUUACGUUUAUUAUGCAUAAUUAAAGUAUUUAUUCAUAUAUGUUUGUACUCCAUGUUAAAUAGGAAAUAAAAAGAAACAAUAAUAAAUUGUGAUACAUUUGCUCAAAUAUUGGUACUUUGAACGAAAAAAU